Cygnus olor (mute swan) is the source of this 2105-nucleotide messenger RNA. Its product is annotated as P2X purinoceptor 7-like. The record is from RefSeq and is a predicted model, not a curated record. The transcript is spliced from 11 exons. Gene Ontology annotation, biological process: response to ATP; monoatomic cation transmembrane transport. Gene Ontology annotation, molecular function: extracellularly ATP-gated monoatomic cation channel activity; purinergic nucleotide receptor activity. NCBI's taxonomy places the organism in Eukaryota, Metazoa, Chordata, Aves, Anseriformes, Anatidae. The coding region runs from base 746 to 1741 and encodes 331 amino acids. Gene Ontology annotation, cellular component: nuclear inner membrane; plasma membrane.
UGCUGUGUGGAUGACUGCCUUACAAAACUGCAAGAGGAGCUCGACCAUAGAGGCCAGCAAAUCAGAGUGGAACGAAACCUGAGCAAAUCGAAAUCGUGCUCCACAGGCAAAGAGAGAUCACCUUAUAUGGGAACAUACAUGGACAAGAAGAUGAAUGCAUCCGGCCUAGCUGCUGAGUUCAGAUCCCAAACAGAUGGAAGACGUUAAUGUGAAAAUGAGAGCAUUUAGGAAGCAAAGACACCAGUUACUGCAGCUUGUCUUAUGCAAUCCAGGAUCAGAUAGUGGCCUCACACCUGCUCCUUGACCCCCUGAGCCAGAUGCCAGUGGUUGGCUUGCAGCACAUUGAGCAGCUUGUGCAUGGAACUAUGGAGUAUCAGAAGCUGGAGCCAAAGUGCAUAUUUUGUGUUGCCUCCAGUCAGAGCAGGGACUUUGUCAGCCAGCUGAACUCCCUUUGAAUCCCACCUGACACAAAACCAUCCUGAGACCAAACAGGACCGUGGCCCAUGCAACCUGAGGUAAAGAAGGUGUUUGGCAUCCUGUCUGCCGUUUCUUCAUAUUAGUUGUGAUUAAUAUCAGUCCUUGACCCACUGCCUGCCUUUCUGUAGAAGGCCUGGGGAACCAUGGUACUCGCAUGGGUUUCUGCCUGUACCUUUAAGUGGUGUGGCUUGAGAAGGAUGCAGUAGUAGAAGACAGCACCAACCAGUUGCAGUUUUCAGAAACUUCGUUUUCAAAGGAAGUGCUAACAAUGGUCUUGUGUGGCAGGCUGAAGGAUCCGUUUCAUUAUGACUCUCCAAAAUUGAUCCGCUUUCAGAGCAUUGGAUGUGUAUGCGUGAAGUGGUUCAUUUAUGUAGUUAUUGCCAUAUAUGUUUGUUAUACCCUCAUCGCUCACAAGCGCUAUCAGGAGAAGGAAGAAGUUACCAGCUCAGUUCGCACUAGUGUGAAGGGAGUGGCUCAUACACUCAGCAGGAUCUGGGAUACAGCAGAAUAUGCCAUACCAAUGCAGUCAAGAGACUCUUUUUUCGUGAUGACCAACAUCAUUCAGACAGACAACCAGCUUCAAGGGAGAUGCCCUGAGGCUCCCUUUGCCAAAGCUAUCUGCUCUACAGACAAGUCCUGUGAAAAAGGGAGUGCAGAUAUCCACGGUAAUGGAGUUAAGACAGGAAAAUGUGUGUGGUAUAAUGCAACUCUUAAAACCUGUGAGAUCAUGGCAUGGUGCCCUGUGCCAAUGGAGGAACACCCCCCCGUGCCUGCUGUUCUGAGGAGUUCUGAAGACUUCACAGUGCUAAUAAAGAACAACAUUCACUUCCCAAAAUUUAAUUACAUCACACAAAAUAUUUCACCAAAUUUCAAUUCUUCCUGCACAUUCAACAAGAUAACUUCCCCACUCUGUCCAAUAUUCCGUCUGGGAGAUAUCCUUCAGGAAGCAAAAGAGAACUUUUCAGAGGUGGCAGUAAAGGGAGGAAUAAUUGCCAUUGAGAUUAAAUGGGACUGUAACUUAGACAGCUGGUCUUACUACUGCAGUCCAGAGUAUGGUUUCCGCCGCCUUGAUGACAAAACAAGAAGCCAAUACCCUGGAUUCAGCUUCAGAUUUGCAAGGUACUACAAGCUACCAAAUGGAAAGGAGCAGCGAACCCUUUUCAGAGUCUAUGGAAUACGGUUUGAUAUCUUCGUCUUUGGCACAGUAAAUGCAAUUGUUUUUCUUUGUGGAGGGAGGAGAGAAGAAAACUUACUAUUUCUUUAGUCCUACGUCUGCCAUAUAUACAUAUACCCCUUUCUUCUGUCCAUCAUUCUGGAAUGGGAGUCAUGUCAGAUUAGUAGAUCUAAACUCAACUGGCAUAGGAGAAUAAAGCUGAGAAUGAAAUAGCAGGGUUGAGAGAGGCAGGAUUGUUGUUUAGACAAAGAAUAACAAGUAUCUUGUCUAUCAUGAACCCUGUGUGUCACCACUGUUUCCCUCUCGAAUUGCUUAUUUUCCCCUGCUAAGUGUUAGAGAUAGUUUAUGUAAUCUUGGGAUUGGAUGAAUGAAUCAUUGUAAAAGGACAAAAAGAGAAAUGGCAUUCAGAUGAGUGAAUGGUUAUAGAUCUUGCUUCCCAGAUAUUCUUUUAUGC